GCCUUUCCUUUAAUUUUUCUUUUCGCCCUCCGGCGCCUUCUCCCUCAAUUUUUGUCCACUUUAAAGAAUUUUUAUUUUCCAAUAGAGUUGUUUUCUACUUCUUUCUUAGACUUCCGCGCACACACACGUUCCUCCAAAUUAAUUCCUUUUUUUCUUCACACACACUCAACUAAAAAUAUAUUUUUAUCCCAAAUGAUUUUCUUUGAUUUUUAAAAAAGUUUGUGUUGAUUUGUUGUGCUGCUUUUAACUUAUUUUUAAUUAAAAAAUGUUAUUAUUAUUUAAAAUUUUAAUAAUUAUUUUUUAUUUAAAUACAACAAAUUUAUUUGCAUUAAUUAAUAAAAGAACAAAAUGUGCUAUUGAAUGUUAUAAAAAAUGUUCAGAAUCAGGAACUCCCCAAUCUGUUUAUUGUAAUUGUCCUUUUACAGAAAAUGAUAAUUGUGAUGAUGAAAAUAUUAAUGAAGAAUUAUUUAAAGAAAAAACAAUUGAAAAUUUAAUUGAAUUUAAAAGUGGAUAUACAAAUAUUAGAAUUAUUUGGGUAAAUGUAAAUCCAAUUCCAAAUGCUUUUAUUUAUAUUUUUGAAAUUUCUUUUCAAAGUAUUUCCAUUCCUGUUUGGAUUUUUGCUGGCGCUUCUUCUUCUCCAAAAAUUAAUUUUUCAAUACCGGAUGCUUGUAGAGAUUACCAAUUUCGUUUAAUUACUGUUUUACGUUCAACAGAUCCUAAAACGAAUUUAAUUGUUUUUAGAGGGCAAAAAAUACGUGUUGAAUUUCCUCCUUUUGUUGUGGCUGAGGAAAAUAUUCAUUUGGAUCGUCCAAAACAGUCAAAUGAUGGACAAACUUUACAUUCUUCAGUAAGUUGGCAACAUCCAUCUGGUUACGAAGAUACAGAUAUUUAUGGUUAUUCUCCACCUACAGCUUACCCAAUUAGUUGUCAAACACCUGAAGAAAAAUUAAGUCAACCAAGAUUAGAAUUAAUACAGGGAGGGGCUCGUUUACAUUUUGCAUUGCCAAUUGAGGCUUUAAAUGAUAAAUGUAAAAUAUAUAUGGAAAUUAAAAUAUGUGUUAGAAUUAAACCAUUUGAUAUUCAAAUAUCAACAGAAAUUGAUUGCCAAAAAUUCCCUAAUUUACAAUAUUGCAAGAAAGAAAACGGCCCUCAAUGUACUGAAGUUGUUGAUUUGUGGGGAAGAAAUGAUGGAAGGGCUACAGUUGUUUGGCAAAAACCAAAUGCCGUCAAAAAUACUUAUCCAAAUUAUUAUAUUGUUAAUUGGGGGCCAACACAAAAUUCUGUAGAAAUUUUAUAUUUUUCUAAACAAAUUUAUUUUUUUUACAAAAAGGGUUCUUCUUCUUUCAAUCGAAAAAUAAUUAAUGGUCAACAUAUUAAAGUUCCCGGAAAUAUAACAAAAAUAGAAUUAACCCCUCAAUGGGGUAUUCAAUAUGGAUUACAAAUUUGUGCUUUUUAUGACGAAAAAGAAGAUAAUAAUAAUAAUUUACAAAUAAAUCCAUUUAAUAUUUCCCCAAUAAUUCCAUUUUAUUGUAAUCCCUGUGCUGCACCCGAAUUAAAAUCUAAUGAAAAUCCUAAUCAAGAAAGGUGUAUUGAAUGUACAAAAAUUGAACAAAGACAAAGCCCUUCCAAAAUAUUAAAUUCUCCAAAUUACUCUUCUUCUGUUGAUUGUGUAGGGCCAAUAUGUGCUUCUUCUAAUUAUACAUCUACACAUUUUAUUUCUUCUGGAAUUGUUUCAAUGGAUAUUUUUGGUUCUAAUAUUAAUUCUAAUUUUACUGAAAAAGAGAAGAAUGAAACAGAAAAUAUUAAAGAAAUAAAUGAAGAAGAAAAUGAGGAAGAUGAUAAACAAAAUUUUGAACAAAAUAAUUGGAAAGAAAAAGAAAAACAAUUAUUAAGACAAUUACAUUCAAAAACAUUACCAAGAAACCCAAUUUCUUUAAAUAAAGAAGAAAAUGAAGAAGAGGAAUUAUUGUUAAGUGAAAAUGUUGAAUUAUUUGUUGAAACAACAACAACAAACAUUAAAGAAGAAGAAGGAGAAACAACAACUACUACUACAACAACAACAAAUUCAGUUAAUAAGGAAAUAAAUAAAACAACUACAAAACAAAUAUUCGAACCAACAAAUAAAUUGGAAGAAAAAAUAAAUAAAAAUAAUUUAAUUGUUGAUAAUAAUGUUACAAUAAAUACUAAUGUUGAUUUGAUAAAAGAAGAUAAUAAUGAAAUAAAAAUAAAUAAAGAUAAAUUAGCAACAAAUAAAAAUAUAUCUACUAUAAAUAAUAAUAAUACAAACUUAAAUUUGGCAAAUAAUUCUUCAUUUCUACCUGAAAAUUUAAAAAUAAAAAUACCAAAAAUAACAACAAAAUCAGUAUAUUAUUCCUCUACAGAAAAAACAAAAGAAAGUACAACAGAAUUAUUAAAAGAAAUAAAUAAAGAAGGAAGAGGUGGGGGAGGAGGGGGAAGUUCUCGUUCACCUUUAGAUCCAAAAAAAUUAAUUUUGGCUGGGCCUAUUUUCUUUUUUCUUGGAUUGAGUUUUGGAUUAAUUCUUUUAUUUACUUUUUGUAUUAAUCGUCGACGUCAAAAUGUUACUAGAGAGAAUUUCCAUCACCAUAAUAAUCGUCGUCACCGUCAUCCACUUCCAAAUUUUAAUACUUCAUUAACUCCCGUAAUUAAACAACAACAAAAAACAAAUAAUAUAUUAAUAAAUAAAAAAUACCCAACAAGUAGUGUAUUAGCUACUAGAACAGCAAUUAAUUGUGGAGGAGGAGGAGGGGGUGGAGGUGGGGGAGGGGGAGGAGGUGGAGGGGGUGGAAUUAAUAAAAAUUCUGUUGGACAAAUAAUUCAACAAAAUCAACAAACAAAUAAAGAAUAUUCUUCUUGUUCUUGUGCAUCUACUGCCUCAGCAAUAUCUUCCUCUAUUGUCACACCAACUACUUCAACAAAUAUUUCCGUUUCUACUCAAAAACAACAACAACAAUCAUUGGCAACAAUUGCCCACAAACCUAAAGUUAUUUUUAGUUACCAUAUAUACUGGAUUAAUUACUCCCUCUCUCAAAUAAUUACCCCCUCCAGGUUGAGAUUGAGUAAAGCAGCUGGGGUAUAG
Molecule: messenger RNA, 3097 nt
Organism: Meloidogyne enterolobii
Lineage: Eukaryota; Metazoa; Nematoda; Chromadorea; Rhabditida; Meloidogynidae
Source: the annotation of a GenBank genome assembly